Messenger RNA from Laccaria bicolor S238N-H82, 2829 nucleotides. RefSeq lists its product as uncharacterized. NCBI's taxonomy places the organism in Eukaryota, Fungi, Basidiomycota, Agaricomycetes, Agaricales, Hydnangiaceae. The record is from RefSeq and is a predicted model, not a curated record. Bases 1 to 2829 code for a protein of 942 amino acids. The transcript has 17 exons.
AUGGAUAAAGCGCUCAACCCAGCACGCAGAUCAUCACACACCAGCCCAGUUAUCGAGAUAGCAGCCAUACUCCUCAAGAAGUCUAUCUGGAUUUGCAGUAGCACACGGUUUGACGCUUUCAAAGCGUAUGAUCAACACAACACCCCGACUCAAGAUAGUGCUGGCUCGAUAAAAGAGGAAGUAAAAGGCAACAUCAAUGCGGUCGAACAGCGGAUCCUAUCAACGGCGGAUCAACUUCACGCCCUGGAGCAAGCGCUGGCGGGCUGGGUACCGAAUAGCGCGGAGAAAAAUCAAGGAGUACAAGUAUAUAAAACGCAAGCAUGCCUUUUCAUCUGGGCUGACAUUGACGACCCCCCAAGCUCAACACUAGCAAAAGAGUGCACGAACUUAACCGAGCUCAAGAAGCAGUCGCUUAUCAGAAAGAUUGCGGUUCAUGAGGAAGAUAAGGGGAAGAUUGCGAAUAUUUUCGAACGCAUCAAUCGAGACCGGGAGCAACUUGUGCAGUUGCUGCGUCGUGCAGUCUGCACGCCCGGAACCCGCGUUGAUAUAUCAGCCAAGAUCGCGACAUGGGCUAACGAUGAUCCCCCGAAAAGCCAGAGUGUAUUCUGGCUCUAUGGUCAGGCCGGAUCAGGGAAGAGCACCAUCGCCUACAUCAUCGCCCGCCGUCUCGAGUUUACUAGCGACGCGGAUGACACGAUCGUUUUGCUCACGUCAAAUCGAGGAGACGAGAGACCUGCUCCCUCAUUCGCACCAUCGUGGAAACGGCCUCAAUCCGCAGACCCAUCAAAGUCACUGCAUUUCCUUCGACGCUCUCGAAGAGAUAGCGGUUCGGAGUUUUUGCGCGAAUUGAUUGACGGCACCAACAAACAUCACUUACGGGGUCUCAAGUUCUUCGCUACCAGUCGACCAGACCCGAAGCUCGUCUACCGUGUGGAGUCUUUUGAGGGCAAGCAGCUCUAUCGUCUCGAACAAGUGUCAAUAGAGGAAGCUGAGGCCGACAUCAAGACUUACUCGAACGCAUGCACAUUUUUAAUUCCACUAGCGAGUCCAGUUUCCAAAGCAGCCCUACGCAGCCAUGUUGGCAACGGAUCAGGAACAAAGGUCACCUUCUCUCUUUUCCAUUUCGGCACCUUUAAUGGCAAAGCGUGGGCCAGUGGCAACUCUUGGCAAUGGACUCCAUGGAUCCCUCGCCGAUUUCUUUGGCUGGCCCCAUCCUCACAUUGCGUUCACAUACCUUUCAUUUAUCUAUCGACAUCCCCCACGCGCUGGUCGCUCUUCUCCCUCGCUGCCCUACUCGCCGUACUCAUUGCGGACGUAACCGCACUCCCAACGCCCCAAGAGGGCUCUACGGAUCUGGUUCUCGAACGCCGGGCUGCCACUAGACCAAAGGUCGCUAAAGGAAAGGCCGCUGGAUCAAAGGCGUCGACGAAAGUCCCGGGCAAGAUGACUGCAGGUAGUUUCAAGAAGUCUAGCUCAACGUAUCGGAAUGCUGCGAUGCAGGGCAAGAACCCCUUGUUUACAGUGAAGUCUGGGAGGAUUACUAAAAACAAGCCACCCAAGACAAUGCCCAAAGGCAAGGAUGCUGGUGCGUGUUUACCAUAUUUUCGAGGCGCAAACUAUGAAGCAUGCCUCUCAGAAGGCCGGGCACUCCCUAACGUUGGUUCUGCUUCAGUUCUACCCAUUCAUGCUUUCGAGCGUUCAUCACCUUCCAGGACACUUGCAGCAGCAUUAAAGCUCAUUAAAGACCGUAUCAACUCUCCAAAGAACAUGGCGUUCCUCGAUCCUGCGACCAACAAGGCUUGCUUUGCACUGCCGUCUGCACAACGGAAUUUGGAAAUUAUGUUUAUAGUCUCGACACCAGCCGUUACGGUGAUAUUACUAGGCACUCGAAAGCGACCUCGAUCACACGAAAACGAUGAGAAUAUCCCUCCCACGACUCCCGUAAAUGCGAAACCUAUGAAAUUCAUCGACUGCUCUGCUCCCAAGAAGCCUCGUUUGUCCGCCAAAAAUGGGCGCCAUUUCACCCCACAGGAUAUUCAAAACAUGCGGGAAUCGUAUGCCCAGCAAGCUCCGACACGGGUUAUGAAGGAAAAGGAACAGCAAGCUGCUGCUGCUGCGCGAGGGGCUGAAAUAGAGGCUGGACAAGCGACAGACCGAGUUGAACAGGCCUGGAGUCUCCUACGCCCUCUCUUCCCCUCCAUGCACGACUUCUUACGCAAACUACUCACUACGCGUCAUCCUGUCCGAUCUUCUCAAGUAUCCAAUCUACUUACCUUUCAUGGACACGACCUCUUGAAUCUCAUACGUGACCGACAUCCUUCUGUUGCAAAUGAUUGGGCUCUCAGCACGGCAAGGCAGCUCGUGUCAUCGGAGUGCGACUCUUUAUCCCAGCGUUUCAAGCCUGCCCCAGGGACAUCAGUCUCUGACAUCUUACACAGGUUCUCUUUGCGAGAGGUUCUCUCUGAUGCUGAGAUUCUUGCACCCACACUCUUCCAGAUACUCCAACAGGCUUGUGGAAUGCUAUCCACAUCACAAGAUCAGCCUUCUCGCAAACACCCAGAUCUUGUUCUCGCCACCACGCUAUUGCCUCGCCAUAGGAGUAAUUACCGCCUUCCUACUUACCCAAAAAAGAAACACCCUCUCCCUCAGAUUUUACAUCGCGAUUACUCCGAGGCGACUGGUUUCGAGUCUAUUGUGCAGACGGCAAUGCAAAGCACUAUCUUGAAGAACAAUGGGAUUAAGGGCGUUAAUGUUGCAAAGGAGCACAACAAGGUGUUAAAGGCGAAUGGGGUGAAGAGACGCGAGUACAGUGAUGUGGAUUUGGAUUGA